AUGAAGCUUCUCCUGGUCUUCUUGCUGGCCGCCAUCCCCAUUUGCUGCUAUGCCAGUUCUAAUUGCCAUGCAAUGGAUAACGUCGUUGCACAGACUAUUAACUCAUCAGUGUCUGUGGCUGAGUAUCAGGGCGUGGUUAAGUCAUACGCAUUUCUUCCUUAUGACAGAAAGGCUGUGGCCAAAUUGAAACAAUGUUUCCUGGACCAGUCUGAGGAGACGCUGGCCAAUGUUAAAGUGAUGAUGGAAAUCAUCUAU
Molecule: messenger RNA, 255 nt
Organism: Microtus ochrogaster (prairie vole)
Lineage: Eukaryota; Metazoa; Chordata; Mammalia; Rodentia; Cricetidae
Product: secretoglobin family 2A member 2
Exons: 3
Biological process (GO): androgen receptor signaling pathway
Source: RefSeq, a predicted model, not a curated record